Molecule: messenger RNA, 1154 nt
Organism: Gastrolobium bilobum
Lineage: Eukaryota; Viridiplantae; Streptophyta; Magnoliopsida; Fabales; Fabaceae
Exons: 9
Coding region: 92-1015 (307 amino acids)
Source: RefSeq, a predicted model, not a curated record
AUAAGCUUCAAACUCCAAGCAUUGGUUGCGUUGCAGGCCCUAAAUACUUAUAGUAGUUUUAUCGAGCAGGUAGUGCGCACACUCCAAACCAAUGAAACGCAACAAAGCAACGGUGUUGACAUUCGCUGAGAAAUGCAAGAAUAUAUUGGCAUCAAACUGGCAAGGUUCCCUUAAUACUAUCAAAGCAGAUGCCAAAGGAAGCAAAGGGGAUAUCCAUACAUCUAAGGUUAAAUACAUACUUAAAAGGGGGCAGCCAUACCUUUGGGUGCCAGAAAAUGAUUUGCAUAAUGUGAACACAAUCAUUGAUGAGCGUGGUUCAUUUGCUGUGACCAGCCCUUUUCCAGGCCCACUGGGAGUCUUAUUAAAAUCAAUGAAAAAGUUACCAAUACGGGUUGCUUUAUCUGGGGAAGUUCUUCCUCUUAAAGAAGAUAAGAUUAAGUCUCUUGCAGAAAAACUUCAGGAAGUCAUAUUAUCUGAGCAAAAAGUUAUCAAUGAGUUCAGUUACACUGUUUCUGGAGUACUAAGUUCUAGUGUUAGCUGUACAUCACGAAGUGAUAAUCUUCAGGAACUAUUGGGAGGCAGUGAAAGAUACUCUGUGUAUAGAUUUAGAAUGAGAUCUUGCACAUUUAUUGAUGCAUAUGGAGGCACAUUUGAAGUGGAUGUUGAAGAUUUGGAAACAUCCAAAGCUGAUGUCUUAGCACCAUUUUCAGCAAAGUUGAUUGAUGGGAUUAACCAAAGCGAGGCAAGGCGGAGAGCCCUCAUGCUUUUUUGUUUUGUUUACAUGGAUGCCAAUGCAAAGGAUGCAUACAUAGCAUCCAUUGAUCGCAAAGGAUUUGAUGUCCUGGCAAAAGUUUCCAGUCCAAUUUUGACGGAUGGCGUUGGUCACUACCAAUGGAAAGAAUUCAGGUUCAUGUUCAAGGAAGAGGCAAACAAUGUUGAAAUGUUUUGUCGCCAACUAGUCGAAAUGGAAGAGGAGGUCAUCAAUAAGGUUUCGACCUCUAGUGGACUAAAAUAAUAAUGUUGACCUUGGUCGGAUCCAUUUUUGUAUAAAAUGUCAGCUAAAAGAUAUGAUAGCUAAACAUGCAAGAGACUCUGCGCAUCUUGACAUGAAUAAUUUGACCCUUUACUUUUUAUGUUAUUUUUUGUCAAUUAGA